CUGCCUUUCCUCAUCGACUGAACCUUUUUUACUUGGCCAAUGAUGUCAUACAGAACUGCAAGAGAAAAAACGCGAUUGUCUUUCGUGAUACGUUUGCAGAAGUGCUUCCUGAAGCCGCUUCGUUAGUAAAGGAUCCAUCCGUUUCCAAAUCUAUUGAAAGAAUUUUCAAAAUAUGGGAGGACAGAAAUGUGUACCCCGAGGAAACCAUUUUGGCACUAAAAGAAGCUCUGAGUACCACUUUCAAAACUCAGAAGCAGCUGAAAGAAACUCUGAACAAACAACCGAGUAAGCUGUGGAAGAAAUCGCAAACAUCCACAAACCCGAAAGCUGCUUUGAAGUCCAAGAUUGUUGCCGAAUUCAGACCACAGUCUCUCAUUGAUGAAUUGCUGUUAUAUAAGCGCUCGGAAGACCAGAUAGAACUGAAAGAGAAGCAGCUUUCCACUAUGAGAGUGGAUGUGUGCAGCACUGAAACGCUGAAAUGCUUAAAAGACAAAACGGGAGGAAAGAAGUUCUCCAAGGAGUUUGAAGAAGCAAGUUCAAAGCUGGAAGAGUUUGUAAAUGGCUUAGACAAGCAAGUGAAGAAUGGCCCCUCGCUCACGGAAGCCCUGGAGAACGCUGGGAUAUUUUAUGAAGCACAGUAUAAGGAAGUCAAGGUGGUAGCAAACGCUUAUAAAACAUUUGCUAAUCGAGUGAGCAAUCUAAAGAAAAAGCUGGACCAGUUGAAAGCAACGCUUCCUGAUCCGGAGGAGUCUCCUGUCCCUUCUCCAAGCAUGGACGCCCCAUCUCCGACAGGCUCAGAGUCCCCUUUCCAGGGCAUGGGGGAGGAGGAUAACUCUCGCUCUCCAGUGGGUGGAAGCCGCAAGACAGUAUCUCCAGAGCUUGUGACGGAUAAUCGGGAUGUGGAAGACAUGGAGCUCUCUGAUGUGGAGGAUGAUACGUCUAAAAUUAUUGUGGAAGAGAGGAAGGAGAAGCAGGCUGCUCCAGCUCCGGCGCCUGCGAAGACUGAAAGCGUCCCCAAAGCAGUGCCGGCUACCACUGCAGCAGGCACCACUGCGGUGAUGGUGACGACGCCUGCCCAGACUCCUCCGGCUCCGAAGGUGGUGAGCGCGACGCCCAUCCCUGCGGCGCCAGCGCUUGCGUUGCCCAACCUGGCCAACGUGGACCUGGCAAAGAUCAGCUCCAUUCUUAGCAGUUUAACUUCUGUAAUGAAAAAUACAGGCGUCAGUCCUGCCUCGAGACCUUCUCCAGGAACCCCAACAAGCCCCACAGCUCUUACUAGUGGCCUGAAGACUCCUGUCAUGGGGACUCCGUCUGCUCCUUCAAAUCCGUUAGCAAAUAUUCUCUCCAAAGUUGAAAUAACUCCUGAAAGUAUUUUGUCUGCUCUCUCCAAAACCCAGACUCAGACUGCACCAGCGUUGCAAGGUUUGUCAUCCUUACUUCAGAGUGUUGCUGGAAAUACCGUUCAGUCGAGCGAAACUGCGUCGCAGAGCACUUCAGCAUCGCCAGCCAACACCACUGUUCCUUGCGUGAAGGGGAGGAAUAUUCCUUCCAGUACUCAGUCCUUUACAUCCAAAAGUUUUGGUUAUUCUCCAAACUCAUCUACUGCUGAAGUUUCCUCAACUUCAGUCAAUAAGGCUCCUGUUGGGCAUACCCCAGGGCUGUCAAGCUCCAGUUUUAAGCCGCCAACCAAUUCCUUGGGAUUUUCCAGUUCCCACCCUACCAGUCCUUCUUCCCUUUUGCCAGCAGAAACCUCACUGGCUCAAUCCUCUGAAAUUUCAAAAGCCAAGCUGGAAUCGGAACCCCCUUCUCCAAGCCUGGAGAUGAAGAUACACAAUUUCUUGAAGGGAAAUCCUGGCUUUAGCGGUCUGAACUUGAAUAUUCCAAUUCUCAGCAGCUUAGGGUCCAGCGUCGCAAUGGAAAGUCACACACCUGACUUCCAGCGUGGUCCUACCAGCACUUCCAUGGACAAUGUGGAUGGAACCCCGGUGCGCGAUGAGCGAAGUGGGACACCCACCCAGGACGAGAUGAUGGAUAAGCCGACGUCGAGCAAUGUCGACACUAUCUCCCUGCUGUCAAAAAUCAUGAGCCCUGGUUCUUCUACUCCCAGCAGCACGAGGUCACCUCUUCAGAGCCGGGACGAUGGAUAUCCCCAAGAACUUUCCAAUUCUGUGCACACCUACCGGCCGUUCAGCCUUGGCAGAGAGUCUCCGGCUGGCCUGUACAAGGAGUCUGCAGACACAAUGGAGAUACCCUCCUCUUUAAUGGACUCCUCCCAGGAGAAGUUUUACCCAGACACCUCAUUUCAAGAAGACGAAGAUUACCGUGACUUCGAUUACUCUGGGCCACCGCCAUCGGCCAUGCUAAACCUGGAGAAGAAACCCGCCAAGUCUAUCUUGAAAUCUAGUAAACUCUCUGAAGCUGCAGACUACCAGCCGGUCCUGUCUAGUUACAAUCAAAGAUCACAGGACUUUGGCAUGAAAUCGUCCUUUCCUCAGUCGAUGAGGUCUAUUCACGAUCAGAGCGAGAGCUGCAACCCGCUGGCGUCGUCUCCGGGGAUGUACGGGUGCUAUGGCCUCAGGGGAAGCAACUCCACCUCAGACGGCUCCCCUUCGCCCAGCAAGAACGAGGUGUUCUUCACAUCGGACUCCAAUCACAACAACUUGUCGAAAUCGGCGGUGCACUCUGGCCUCUCGCAGAAGCAAUACCCAGACUCACCCCAUUCGAUUCCCCACCGCUCGCUUUUCUCUUCUCAAAACGCCCUCUCCAGCCCCGCAGGUAGAGCGCCCGCGGCAAGCGUGGAGAAAUCAUUGGGUUCUUCCAUUUCUGCCACGUCGACCAUUGAGUUCAAGAACAUGCUCAAAAACGCCUCCCGUAAGCCCUCUGAGGAGAAGCAAUUUGGCCAAAUUUCCAAAAGUAGCUCCGGUGAGGGGGUGAGCUUGUCUGGGCACGGCCCGGCCGGAGCUGCCAAGGGAGAGCCGCAGCCGCCGGAGGAGCACUACCGCAUAGAGACCAGGGUCUCCGCGGCCUGCUUGGACUUGCCCGACAGCACCGAGGAGAAAGGGGCCCCCAUCGAAACGCUG
Pterocles gutturalis (yellow-throated sandgrouse) is the source of this 3080-nucleotide messenger RNA. It is a transcript of the gene RPRD2, whose product is annotated as regulation of nuclear pre-mRNA domain containing 2. Lineage: Eukaryota; Metazoa; Chordata; Aves; Pterocliformes; Pteroclidae. Gene Ontology annotation, cellular component: RNA polymerase II, holoenzyme. Gene Ontology annotation, molecular function: RNA polymerase II complex binding. The record is from RefSeq and is a predicted model, not a curated record. The annotation marks the transcript as partial. The transcript has 10 exons. Gene Ontology annotation, biological process: mRNA 3'-end processing.